This is a messenger RNA of Ustilaginoidea virens, 3609 nucleotides long. RefSeq lists its product as uncharacterized. Gene Ontology annotation, cellular component: cytosol; nucleus; proteasome regulatory particle, base subcomplex. The record is from RefSeq and is a predicted model, not a curated record. Gene Ontology annotation, molecular function: polyubiquitin modification-dependent protein binding. Gene Ontology annotation, biological process: proteasome-mediated ubiquitin-dependent protein catabolic process. The coding region runs from base 1 to 3609 and encodes 1202 amino acids. The transcript is spliced from 2 exons. Lineage: Eukaryota; Fungi; Ascomycota; Sordariomycetes; Hypocreales; Clavicipitaceae.
AUGCAACGAGUGCCAUCCGCGUCUUCAGAACAACUUGAUCAGAAAACCGACACCAUAGUCCCUUCUUCCUCCUUUUCCUCAUCUCACCAUGGCCUUCUGCAACAUGAACUCAGCGGCAACCUUCGAGUCCAGCCCACAGAGCCCACCAACCGGUCCCGUUGCGCCUCUCCCUCCUCUGCCCGUCAUGAGCGACGCGAGUCUCUUGAUGAAGUCAAUGCCGACCAACUCGACAACAGACUACGCCGAUUGAGCCUUCAGGUCGAGCACGGUGCCGUAAAUCGCCGUCCUGCCGCUGGGCAAAGAGUUUCCGAUUACGAAAAUGCCCUGACGCCUCCCUCCACCUGGCAAGCUCUGGGUUUCAAGGUCGUUCGACGCUCCGGCUCGUCCGCCGGCAUACAACUCACAGACUUCCCAAACGAAAUCUUGACCCUCGUCUUGUCCCAUCUGCAUCCCGACUCUCAUGCAGCCGUAGCUCUGGUAUCGAAGCGCCUCUACGCGCUAGUAACGACACCACACGCAUGGCGCAUGGCCUUUAUGCGGCAUUUCCCUGGGCACACGUGUUUGGAUUCCAAAUCUGCCAACAGGGCAGAUCUUUGGGCUGAGACAAGGUCCGAUGUUGUGCGAUCCGAUGUCCGACACUUCGCUCGACUGACGGCCUUGGCUACUUGGCGUAGCGAGUACCUGCUCCGAACGCGUCUUCUGAGAAGUCUAGCUCGUGGCAAACCCGAAGCCAAUGCAGGCGGAAUCGGAUCGGCAGGAGGUGCGCCAGCUAAACCUACCAAGUCCAGGAGUGCUGUCUUGACAUACAACUCAAAGUUGCCGUGGCUCGUCACCAGCGUCCAUGCGGUGUUCUCCAACGGCAAAAAACCGCCUCGGGCUGUUCAAGGAGCCGGCAACGUCGGCAUGGCCACCAUGAGCGACCCCACUACAGGCAGGAUUGAAAAAUGGGGCUUGGAAGACCCGUUUUCGUCUGCUCAGCUGCAAGAAGUUGUACCCAACCUCGUGCCUUAUGGCUUGGGCCAGGGCCCGGCUGCGGCCCCCAAUGUCAUGGACGUCAGCCAGCCUUACGGCAUCAUCGCCGGCGAAGGAUUCCCUGGGGGGCGCGCCUACUUCAGGGCCGUGAAUGAAUCAUGUGGCCGAUACUUGGGCAGUGACACUGGGGCCGUCGACGGGUAUCCCGACGUGCCCAAAAUUCCCGCAAUGUCAGAGUCCGUCUGCAGUGUCUGGAUUGCAAAGUCAUCAGCUGUCCCCGCUGUCACGCAGUCCAUGUUUGGUAUGCUCACAGGCUCCGCCCUAGGUGUUGUCACUGCGUACGCAAACGGCGGCGAGCAGCCCAAUGGCCCGCGAUAUGCCAACGGCGACAUGACUGCUCGGUGGGUCCUGAGCCCCGGCGUGCCCAUCAUCUCGCUCAAAGUGGACGACAACUACAGCCCGAAGCGGAAGUCGUCCUCGAGAGUCUGGGCCGUGGCAUUGAACGCCCUCGGCGAGGUCUACUACCUGACCUCGACCCCCUUGGUUACUCUCAACCGCGGCAACGGUGAUCAAGUGGCCAGAAAUGCAUGGCUCGCCGGCAGAACCGCGUAUUGGCACCUUGUGGAGUCGACGAGGCGCCGUCCUCGACCUGACGAGCUGGACAAACGCGAUGUGCGUGGAGCUUAUACGCCGCCGCGGUCGCCAUCGAAUGACAUGCACCUAAGCAAAGACCAACUCGUAGCGGAAGCUCGAGAGAUUGAAAAGUUCCUUCUGCACAAGCCAUGUCAUUUUCGCAAAGUCUGUGAGGGCUGGGACAUGCGACGUAGGAUAGAGGUUGAUUUUGCCAGUGAUGACGGCCAAGGAGCCGGCGAAAGUAUCUUUGUCAUUGACUGCGGUCUGGCCGACAAGUCCCCGGCCCGAGUCUUGCGAUAUUCUCGUUUCAAUGCCGCCCCUCAUACACAGCAGCAGCAGCAGCAACGACAAACUAACGGAUCCCCGUCACCGGAAGCUGAUGUAGCCACUUUCGCAGAGUCUCGGCCGUCGCUCUUUGGUCCAGCUGAAUCACCACUGGCAAUUGAUUGCCAAACCCCGCAACCCCCAUUGCCGCCGACGCGUCUGCCGCCUCCCACUCUCCCGGCGGGACUGGCAGCUGGUGUCGCUUCCAGCCCCCACGAAUGGGGUUGCACAGUGUUUGACCUCAAGGGGUUCCAGCCAGCGGCAAAUGUCACGGCCAGCUGCCUCGACUGCUCGUCUCAGUCGCUACUGACACUGUCAGAGGAUGCACUGGAAGGCGCAAAGGUUUCUCCUCCCGGCACAGUCGCAGCUACUUCGACCCCGGUCGCCGCCUCCCCUGGAGGCAAGUCUGAACAAGUAGCCGCCGAGGUUCCCGGCCGUCGAGCACGUUUCCUGGUCAUUGGCACGGACACUGGCGUCGUCACCGUGUGGAACGCGCGGGAGCAGCCGAGACACGGAUCGGUGGAACCUGUGCGUAUACUGCAGACAGUCUCUCCCGGGAUCUCGUGUGUGGCCGCCUCUGCCUUGUAUCUUGUGCAUGGAGGUAGCGACGGCCUGGCGCAGGCUUGGGACCCUCUGGCUUCCACACUGGAGCCUAUACGGACUCUCAAUGCCCGGUCCAACGGUCGGGUCCCUCGCCACAUGGUGGCCAUGAAUCCAACGCUCGGCCAAGGCAGCUAUUCCGCUGUGGGGGCCAUCUUCCUUGACCCAGAUGCCACCGUUUUACGAGGAAUCUUGUCGUUCGGAGCGUUGAUGCGAUACUGGACGUACAGCUCAGCUGGCCACCCCACGGGUCGAAAGCGCCGAGCCCAUCACUCGGAUAUUCACGGCCGCAUCGCCAGUCGUCGGCUGGGAGGGACCGUCUCGGGCUACAUUGCGGCAGAAGAAGCCGAGCUGCGCCGGGAGAACGAGGCGCGGGCCAGGGAACAAACGCAUUUGCGGAAGCGAUUCGGGCUAGGAGCUCUUGGCGACCUCAGCGAAGAAGAGGCGCUGCGGUAUGCGCAAAUGGUGUCGGAGGAGGCGUAUCUGCAAGAGGAGCAGCGACGUGCGGCAAGCGACUCUGCGGCCGACAGUAGCCUGGAUACGGCAUCGUCGUUGGGCGAGGAGACGGCCACCGCAGAGAGCGAGAGCCCAGAUCGCAGCGUCGUGGUGAACGCGGGCCCGUCGCCUGCCGCCGCCAAUCCACGGAGAGAGAAGGAUGAGUACGGCGAUUUCGAGCAGCAGAUCCUGCAGGCCAUUCGCUUGUCGCUGCUUGAGGCGGUAAACGAGGUCGGUCCGUCUCCUCGGGCAAAUAACGCAGGCGAGUUGGACUACUCCAUCAAGGUGGAAUGCAAGAGAGGCAGAAGGGGCAAGCCGUCAGCUUCUCCCGGGAGGUUGCCCGCUUCGACGAAUCGCACGGCCAUGGAUGGAAGCGCAGCCGCAGGGUCAAUGGCCCAAGCCCCUCCUGCGGCGGCGACGGCCGAAGACGAGCACCUCGCUCUUGCAUUGAGCCUGAGCAAGCAGGAUCAGGCAGUUGGUGCGAAGGGGGGAGCCGGAGCAGACGUGACGGUUGAAGAGGACGACGAGUUUCCCCCUCUGGCGACUGAAGCCGCGGGCAAGGGAAAGAGGGCACAGCGCUGGUAG